Cylas formicarius (sweet potato weevil) is the source of this 6447-nucleotide messenger RNA. RefSeq names its product abnormal spindle-like microcephaly-associated protein homolog (gene asp). The transcript is spliced from 10 exons. Gene Ontology annotation, molecular function: protein binding. The record is from RefSeq and is a predicted model, not a curated record. Lineage: Eukaryota; Metazoa; Arthropoda; Insecta; Coleoptera; Brentidae. Bases 109 to 6321 code for a protein of 2070 amino acids. Gene Ontology annotation, cellular component: spindle pole. Gene Ontology annotation, biological process: establishment of meiotic spindle localization; spindle organization; mitotic cell cycle.
AAAAUACUCCGUGUAUUGUAUUUAACGGAUCCAUAUUUUAAAGUCAGUUUUUUAAAUGUGUGUGCAUUCGUAUAAUAUAUUGUUUAUAACACCACAUUAUUUUUAAAUAUGUUUUUUCAGAUUUCUCCGGUAUAUAAAAAACCCAAGGUGAAAUUGCUGCAGAAAAAAGUUGAAGAUGAAGCUCAAAUUGAGACGUUAUCGUUGGCUCCUUUUACGGCAAAUCCGAAAAUUGUCUUCGAAAAUGUUACCGUCGGUACUGUUCAUAGCAGAAAAUUAUUGAUUUUAAAUCCUACAGCCAAUAAUAUCUACUUGACUGUUAUACAAAAAAUGGAGGAAGAUUUACAUUUAAACUUUGACUGGGUGCAAGCAGAAGUAAAAGCCGGGGAGCAAAAACUACUGGAAAUGGUUUGGUGUCCAGGAAUGGAAGUGAGGUGCCGUCAGAUGUUUACAUUGUCCGAUGGUAAAAAAAUUCACCGUGAUGUAGCUGUAAUUUUGAAAUCCACAGCUCCAAAGAAAGCAAGGGUCGCCGAAAAAAGGAAGUCGGCCGCCAGUACCGUGCCGUUGGUUCGUAAACCUAUAUCGAUCGCGAAAAAACUCAAACCGUCGUCUCCGCGCCGCUACUCUCCGCCGAAGCCGCACCGCCCUUCCAGUCCGCUGCUUGAUGACGGACGUGGACGCCACACACUGGGACAAAAAGGCUGUGAUGCGAAAAAUAUUAGUUCAAAUGUGCCCUGCCUCACGGCGAACAAAGAAAACUUGUCGCCAGCCACCAACAACAGUUCGUACUUCGUCUCCCCCACGAAUUUGACGUUUGGCAUGGACGGGACGAAAAUCGACCCGAGACGUGCGACCUACGUUGUGAACCACGCCCCCAUCGACGCCAGGUACAUGUACACGGUCAAUGCUUCCCCCAACUUCGACGAUAGCUUGGAAUCGCCGGGUCCGCCGCCCCUUAGGGAGUUGGGGAACACCUUCGACCUGAAAAAGUACUCGCCCGGUUUCGAGUACAAGCUUCAUGUCGAGGAGUCAUUUACGUUCUCGCCAGCGAACUUCCAGCCAUCGGUGACGUCGUCCACCAGCAAACCGUCGUCGCGCGAAGCCUCGGCGGAAGCGGAGCGGCUCGGUUUUUACCUAAAUUUUAGCGGCGGCAGCAGCAACACCUACACCAAGUGCGACGUCAGCGGCGGAACAUACGUGAAGGACGACAGCUCGUUCGAUAAGUCCCCGGUGACGAGCAGACGUGAGCCGAGCCCGCCCACGUUACUCAGAUCUCGUGCUUUCGAUUUCGCGGAUGUGGGCGUAACCGAGUUCCGCAAGCAGCAGCUCUCGUCGAUCGCAGAAGAGCAGCCUACGGGUUGCCACGGCGGCGGGGCGAAACGGAAAAGUCCGCGCUUUUACCACGCAGUGUGUCCGAAACGACCUCACGUCGCUCAGAGGCCCGUCCAGGAAUGGUCAAGGCAGCAGCAGGCGGCCUGCAGGACCGCCAGAAAGAGCGGCGGCCUUAACCUGAAAAGGUUCAACGCGGACGGCUCGACCUCCGCGCCCCUCACGGUCGUUUCGGAAACUAAAAUAAGUUCCGUUAUGGUCCAUAAUCCGUUCCUGUACGCGCACAUCCUGGACCCGUUUAUGACCGCACACGUGUACUGCACUGAUGAGUGGCUGGAGCGGCAGCAGGAGAAUUUCAGAAAGUGGCUCAACGUGCUGCUCACGCCACCCGAAGAGUUGCUAGCGCAGACCGACGAGAUAGACGUCGCGAAAAUUUGGCAGGAUUGCAAAAAGGCGGAAUCGAUCGCCGACGCGCCAAGCAGGGAAUCGCUCUCCCUCAGUGCGCACCACUCGAACAGUAAACUCGACGCCCUCCGUAAGCAAGCCCGGGCUGUGUUCAAAUCGGAACGCGUGUGUUCCGCCCUAUACAAAGUCUGCUUGGCCGUUGACUCGGACAAGCUCUCCAUACGCGACGACAAGGACAUCCACCUAAACCUGAGACUCAAGGCGGACGUGACCGCCCUUAUCCUCAGCUACAACCCGCUAUGGCUGAGGCUCGGUCUCGAAACCAUCUACGACGAGGUGCUGCCGCUGCGGUCCAACAGCGACACCGCCGGCCUGCUGCGGUUCCUGAUGGAGCGCUUCUUCAGGAACCCGCAACUUGUGAAGAAACACAAAACCGUCUACUCGCCCAAGUACGCGCGCGACUUGAAAAGGUUCGCGUUGAAAAAGUUCCUGACGCUCGUUUACCUGUUGGACGCGUGCAAAAUGCAAAAACUGAUCCAGCACGAUCCGUGUCUGUUUCGGAAGAACGCGCAGGACAAGGAGAGCCGCCUGGUGUUGAUCCGUUUCGCCCGCGAGACGCUCUCCGCCGUCGGCGACAUCACCAAAUACCUCAAAUCCCUCGGCUACGUCGUCCACCACGUGCAGUCGUACAUUCACGAAUUCGAAUACGGCGUGAAGACGCUCAGCGGCGACUUAAGAGACGGGGUGCGCCUCGCUCGCGUCAUGGAAAUUAUCCAGUUGCGCGACGAUCUCACCUCCAAGCUGCGCGUGCCGGCCAUAUCGCGCCUGCAGAAGGUGCACAACACGCAGGUAGUAUUCGACGCGUUGAAGGAGAGCGGUUACGACGUCCAGCACGACAUCACGCCCAAGGAUAUAGUGGACGGUCACCGUGAGAAGACGUUGUCGUUUUUGUGGCAGAUCAUCUACAAAUACGAGGCACCACUGAUGCAUAAGAGCGCCACUACCGUGCAGAGGUGGUUCAGGAGCUUGCCGAUAGCGUUGAAGAGGUCCCGACUGCGCAGAAUCCGGCUGCGCAGGGAAGAAGCCGCGCGUACUAUCCAGCGGUGGUACACGCGUCUCAAAAGGGCGAGAGUCUACGAGCGUUUCAGCGUGAUUGCCCGCGUUGUAAUCCGACUGCAAGCGAUAGGGCGUGGCUGGCUCGCGCGUCUCGACUAUCGGCACAGGAUCGACGCGGCCGUCACACUUCAAAAGAACUACCGCAUGUGGGUGGCGAGGAAACACUACGUCACAUUACGAAACGCUUGCGUCACUAUCCAGCGCACCUACAGGGCGUCGAAGUUGGCGAGCAGUCAAAGAUUGGCGUACUUACGCCUGCGAGGGGCGGUCAUCGCUGUGCAGCGGCGCUGGAGAGCAAAGCGUCUCGGCGAUGCCCAGAGACGCGCGUAUUUAAAACUCAAAGGGAGUGCCGCCGCCGUGCAGCGUCGAUUUAGGGCGCUGAUCGAAAUGAAAACGCAACGGAACUCUUACGUGGAACUUAAGCAAAGCGUCGUGAAGAUCCAGCGAUGGUAUAGGUCCGUAUUGGUGAUGAGGACUUGCAGGAACAGGUACUUGGCCUUGAAAUUGUCAGUUUCGGUUGUCGAAACCAAGUACGCGGCGUUGAGGUCGAUGCGGGUACAAAGAGCCGAGUAUUUGACGAUGAAGACGUCCGCGGUCGUUAUCCAGAGGUGGUUCAGAGGCGUCACACAGACCAGAACGUUACGAAUCCAGUUUCAAACGACGAGACUAGCCGUCGUAAUGAUCCAGCAUCGCUACAGGGCGAACUUGGCGAUGAGAAACGAACGCGAUGCUUAUCGGCGAUUUCGCAAAGCCGCCCUAACGAUCCAGAGCCGGUUCAGGGCGGUGAAAGCCAGAAAGGAAUUUUUGAAGCUGAAAUGGGCAGCAGUCGUCACCCAACAGAGGUAUAGGGCGAAGGUCGAGAUGGGGGUUCAACAAAAGUGGUUUUGUCGCUUGAAGCGGGCGGCAUUAGUCAUACAGAGGGGGUACAGAGCUCGUUUGGCCAUGCAAAAUGACCUGGAGUACUAUACAACUUUGAGAAAGGCCGUCAUAACCAUCCAGAGCAGGUUUAGGUCGGUAAAGGCCAGAAAGGAGUUUUUGAAGUUGAAAUGGGCUGCCGUCGUCAUCCAACGGAGGUACAGGGCAAAGAUGGAGAUGGAGGUUCAGCAAAAGUGGUUCUGCCGCGUGAAGUGGGCGGCGUUAGCCAUACAGAGGCGGUACAGAGCUCGCUUGGCCAUGCAAAAGGACCUGGAGUACUAUACAACAUUGAAAAAGGCCGUCGUAACCAUCCAGAGCAGGUUUAGGGCGGCGAAGGCCAGAAAGGAGUUUUUGAAGUUGAAAUGGGCUGCCGUCGUCAUCCAGCGGAGGUACAGGGCGAAGAUGGAGAUGGAGGUUCAGCAAAACUGGUUCUGCCGCGCGAAGUGGGCGGCGUUAGUCAUACAGAGGCGAUACAGAGCUCGCUCGGCCAUGCAAAAGGACCUGGAGUACUAUACAGUGUUGAGAAAGGCAGUAGUAACCAUCCAGACCAGGUUCAGAGCGUCGAAAGCUAGGAAAGAAUUUUGGAAGUUGAAAUGGGCAGCAGUCGUCAUCCAACAGAGGUACAGGGCGAAGGUGACGAUGGAGAGACAGCAAAACUUGUUCUGCCGCCUGAAGUGGGCGACCUUAGUCGUACAGAGGCGGUACAGGGCUCGCUUGGCCAUGCAAAAGGAUCUGGAGUACUAUACAACGUUCAGAGAGGCCGUCGUAACCAUACAGAGCAGAUUUAGGGCGGCGAAGGCCAGAAAGGAGUUUUUGAAGUUGAAAUGGGCGGCCGUCGUCAUCCAACUUAGGUACAGGGCGAAGAUGGAGAUGGAGGCUCAGCAAAAGUGGUUCUGCCGCGUGAAGUGGGCGUCGUUAGUCAUACAGAGGCGAUACAGAGCUCGCUUGGCCAUGCAAAAGGACCUGGAGUACUAUACAACAUUGAAAAAGGCCGUCGUAACCAUCCAGAGCAGGUUUAGGGCGGCGAAGGCCAGAAAGGAGUUUUUGAAGUUGAAAUGGGCUGCCGUCGUCAUCCAGCGGAGGUACAGGGCGAAGAUGGAGAUGGAGGUUCAGCAAAACUGGUUCUGCCGCGCGAAGUGGGCGGCGUUAGUCAUACAGAGGCGGUACAGGGCUCGCUUGGCCAUGCAAAAGGACCUGGAGUACUAUACAACGUUCAGAAAGGCCGUCGUAACCAUUCAGAGCACGUUCAGGGCGGUGAAGGCUAAAAAGGAAUUUUUGAAGUUGAAAUGGGCAGCCGUUGUCAUCCAACAGAGGUACAGGGCGAAGGUGGCGAUGGAGGUACAGGAAAAGUUGUUCUGCCGCCUGAAGUGGGCGACCUUAGUCGUACAGAGGCGGUACAGGGCUCGCUUGGCCAUGCAAAAUGACCUGGAGUACUAUACAGCAUUGAGAAAUUCCGUCGUAACCAUCCAGAGCAGGUUCAGGGCGGCGAAGGACAGAAAAGAGUUUUUGAAGUUGAAAUGGGCGGCCGUCGUCGUCCAACGGAGGUACAGGGCAAAGGUGGCGAUGGAAGAACAGCAAAACUGGUACUGCCGCGUGAGGUGGGCGGCGUUAGUUAUACAGAGACGAUUCAGGGCGUGGAAAACUAUGAAAAUCGAGAGGGUGAAGUACGUCGAGCUGAGGCGCGCGACGUUGAGUAUACAGAGGUAUUGCCGUGGGUAUUUGGUGCGAAAAAAGUACGAGCCGUUGCUCACUCCGGAGGCAGUCGAGGCGAGGAGGGCGGAGAAGCUCAGGAACGCCGCGGCUGUCAGGAUUCAAGCCGCAUGGAAGGGAUACGCGCAGAGGAAUUCGAACGUCGCGGAGAUGGGCGCGAUCAGAAGAUGGAAGAAGCUGGCGGCGACGAAGCUUGCGAUGCCGGGGGCGAACAAGACUCUCGCCGAGCGGUGCGAAACGGCCAUGAUGUGUAUAACGAACGAGCAUGCGACGCUGUUACAAAUCAUCAAGGCUCUCGAGGACAUAGAUUUCGUGACGAGACACUCUCGCGAUUCGUGCCUGAGAAUGAGCCUCAUCUUGCCCGACCAGCUUUGCAUCAUAAUAUCGUCGGCGGCGCGCUCAUUGCCCGAAAUGAACGCGUGCAAUUUGGCGGCGUACAUCCUCAUCAACUUCUACAAAUACCCAAAGACUAGGCCCAGCAGUUGGGUGCCCCAGUACAUCGAUCAAAUUGUAAACGUUCUGAUGCACUCUUGCGAUAAGGAUGAGCCGCUGUUCACUACUCUGUGCACGUUGCUUUGGUUGUUUGCGCACGAGCGCAAAUGGAAGAAGUUCAUCAUGAAUUUGCCGAAUAUCCAGUCCAGGCUUUCGAAGAUAGAAGCAUUGGUGCAGCGUAAGCAAAACAUGACGGCCAAGAAGAAGAACCUCGGUAGCCACUCGUAUUUCGGUUACCUGAAAAAUCCAGUGUUGCCAACUUGUACCGCCAAUUGGGGUCUAGAUUACGAGCGACCCAAUACAUUUACGAAUUCCGUUUAUGCCAUCGAAAAUUUACUGAAUAUUUUGAAUUCUUAAAGGAUGUAGAAAAGAUUAAGCGCCUCUCUAAAUAUUUGUAUCCAAAGUUGGAAUUUUAAAAAGUGUUGUUAUGUCAUGAAGAUUUGUUGUUAUUGUUGAUAUCAUACUACUAACAGGUAAAAUAUA